GCUCGUGAGAGCUCGGGGUGGGAGGCGGCUGCAGGUGCAACGUGGUCAACAAAUUCCUGAAAAGUUGGUUCCUUGUUGGCGGACAUUUUGCCGUCUUUGCCAAGGUACCACAGGAGGCAGUUCCUUAGUUCACCACAAUCGUCAAUAUGGACGCGCCGGCAUUGCUGAAUCUUGAGCGGGUGCAGGCGCUUGAAACCUGGCUGAAAACGACAAAUAUAAAACUGACUCAAGUAAACGCCCAGAGGAAGUAUGGAGGUCCACCUGAGGGGUGGGACGGCCCCACCCCAGGAGCCCACUGUGAGGUCUUCAUCAGCCAGAUCCCCCGGGACACCUACGAGGACCUGCUGAUCCCCCUGUUCAGCUCUGUGGGGCCACUGUGGGAGUUUAGGCUCAUGAUGAACUUCAGCGGGCAGAACCGCGGCUUCGCAUACGCCAAAUACAGCUCAUCAGGUGUAGCUGCUAAGGCAGUCCGCCUGCUGCAUGGUCACGAGCUGGCGCCCGGCAUCCGCCUCAGUGUCUGCCACAGUACAGAGAAGAGACACCUCUGUAUUGAAGGCCUGCCGGUCACCAUCAGGCAGGGACACCUACUGCAGGUGCUGCGUGUGCUGGCGGAGGGGGUGGAGACAGUGUUUCUGAAGACCGGGCCUGGUAUAGAGGGGGUGUCAGCUGUGGUAGGCUUCUCAUCCCACCAUGCUGCUUCCAUGGCCAAGAGGAUCCUGAUGGAAGCACUGAAGGAGCAGUUUGCUGUGACCGUCUCGAUCAAGUGGGAGUCGACAGGGAAGCCGAACUCGGGCAAGCCAUCGCCUCCACGGAAACCUUCAAAGAAGCCUCUAGCGUCCCCCCUGAAGCAGCCACGCCACAUCCUGAUUCCUCCACAGCCCUCAGUCCUGCCUGCUCCUCCGGCCAACCGUCCAUUCAUCCCCCCGGGUUUCUGCAGAGCAGUGGGAGGGCCCACUGGCCCCUACAGCCUCACCCUCCCUGCUAAUCCACCUUCUCCCGUCCCUCCUCCCAGGGGCAUCUAGUGUGUGCAGCGUCCUCAGUGAUGCUCCUGCCCAUGCCAUGUGAGGUGACGGGUCGGCCUCCUCCUACUAUCACUGGAUCACUGUGAUACUGAAGAAAACUUUAAAAACGGAUGAUUCUGAAUGGCGUCCUCCAGUUAAGCAGGCUUCAGGAGGUUUAUACUGCAUGCAUAUCACAGAUUAUGGAAGUUAAAAUGUUAAUGUGCAUGUUAUGUUUUAUAUUUGGAUAAAAUAUUCUGCUGUUCCUGUUCUAAAUGGAUAUGUUGUAUGAACAAAGCAUCAUUAAGUGGGUGAUGAUAUUUUCUGUACAGUGUUAAUGUUAUUCGACCGUUUUAUUCUACUGUGCAGUUUUCUUGAGAGUUUAUUUAGAGAUUUGGAGGUCUCUGAAUCUAAGAGUAAAGGCAUUCAUUUUCCACAGUA
Messenger RNA from Seriola aureovittata, 1439 nucleotides. Its product is annotated as dead end protein 1-like. The transcript has 5 exons. Gene Ontology annotation, cellular component: cytoplasm; nucleus. Lineage: Eukaryota; Metazoa; Chordata; Actinopteri; Carangiformes; Carangidae. Gene Ontology annotation, molecular function: mRNA binding. The record is from RefSeq and is a predicted model, not a curated record. Bases 147 to 1022 code for a protein of 291 amino acids. Gene Ontology annotation, biological process: negative regulation of miRNA-mediated gene silencing; mRNA stabilization.